Messenger RNA from Cryphonectria parasitica EP155, 979 nucleotides. RefSeq lists its product as uncharacterized. The transcript has a single exon. The record is from RefSeq and is a predicted model, not a curated record. The coding region runs from base 175 to 819 and encodes 214 amino acids. Gene Ontology annotation, cellular component: cytosol. Gene Ontology annotation, molecular function: FMN binding; oxidoreductase activity. Lineage: Eukaryota; Fungi; Ascomycota; Sordariomycetes; Diaporthales; Cryphonectriaceae.
AAUCCCUCGAGUAGUCACAUUCCAAACGAUUUCACGAACCUACGCUAAUUACCUCUCACAACUUACUGAAAAUUACGACAAACCAUCCACUCAGACCUCCAUCAGCCCCUCGACCCCGAUUUGCUUGCGUCUCUUCCGAAGGAAAGAAAAGUACAGAAAGAACAUCUAAUCAAUAUGGAUUCUACCAAGAAAUCGUUCAAGGUCGGCAUCAUUUGCGGCAGCACGCGCUCUGUCCGCGUCGGCCCACAAGUCACAGCCUUCGUCCGCGACACCAUCAGUCAUCACCUCUCAUCCCAAGCCGGCAAAGGCACCAAGGCCCCUCCAGUAUCUCUGGAAAUUAUCGAUAUAGAAAACUUUAACCUCCCCCUCUUCGAUGAGAUAGUCAUCCCACAGGCCGUCACUGAACCCAGCGGGUACGCGCACGAGCACACGCGUGCCUGGUCAGCAUGCGUCUCUUCCUACCACGCCUUCGUCUUUGUCACGCCGCAGUACAACUGGGGGAUCCCAGCCAGCCUCAAGAAUGCAGUGGAUUAUCUGUACAAUGAAUGGAAGGGCAAGCCUGCCAUGGUUGUCUCAUAUGGUGGCCACGGAGGAGGUAGGGCAGCCGAGGCGUUGAGGACCGUCUGCCAGGGCCUGAAGAUGGGAGUUGUUGAGAAGACAGUGAAUAUGUCAUUCCCUGAUAGGGACUUUGGAGGAAAAUGUUAUGUUGGAGGGGAUUUGGGAUUGGCAGAGGAAGGGUCGAAGGUCUGGGAGAAAGAGAAGGAGGAUAUUCUGGCUGUCUGGGACGAAAUGGCCAACAAGCUGACGGGACUUGCUUGAGAACGACUUGUUGGGAGAUUUCGAUGCCGAUGUCAUCUUUGUUCUUGAUUUCCAAAAUCUUCCCUUUUCUGUUUUCACGUUUUCCUUUCACCCUUUCGUGCGCCUGAGAGGAGUCAGCUGAUCAUAUCGGCAUACAGAUUUAAAUCAUAAAUUGUGAGAA